Molecule: messenger RNA, 2810 nt
Organism: Glycine soja
Lineage: Eukaryota; Viridiplantae; Streptophyta; Magnoliopsida; Fabales; Fabaceae
Product: mediator of RNA polymerase II transcription subunit 17-like
Exons: 12
Coding region: 665-2644 (659 amino acids)
Biological process (GO): regulation of transcription by RNA polymerase II
Cellular component (GO): core mediator complex; mediator complex
Molecular function (GO): transcription coregulator activity
Source: RefSeq, a predicted model, not a curated record
UCGUAUUUCUGAGCAUAUAUACUUCGCAAACUUCUCGUCCUCUCCUCCCAAAUCGUUUUUCACUGUACAAGCGCCCAAAGUCACCCACUAGUACCCGCUACCUCCGAUCUCCCGCCGCCGCAUCCCGUUCCCGAUCUUCCACCCGUUUCAGUCUCGAGCCACCGUGCCAACAGCGCUGUUUCGCCGCGCAUUUCAGCAGGCCACCACCGCGCCACCCAACCACACCCACUGUGCCCCCCAUUUCUGGAGAAUUGUUCCCUCACUCUAUCCCGCAACGGUGGGAUUGUGAAAGCGAAGGCAAGGUGCGCAUGCGUGGUGCCCGCAGCCACAGUGCGAAGCGGAAGUGCGAGUGACUGAGUGCGUGUUUCUUCUGCAACCGUGCGAGUGCGUGGUGGCCGUGGCGACGGUGAAGUGUGUGGCUGCAACAAGCCAACAACGGUGAAGGGAGUCUCCGCAACGGUACACUUGGAGCAAAUCUUGAGAGAAGAGAUUGUGUAGUGGAUAAAGGAGAAAUAUGGAGGAAGGGAAAACUAUUAUAUGUGACUAUACUGAAGAUGUUUUCUUCAGUAAUUUAAGGAACUCUUGACUCUUGAGCCAGCUUCACACCACAGCACGGAGGGUGAUAGGGUUUUGUGGAAUAUUCUAGGAAAAACUUUCCUAGAAAAUGGACGAUGGCAUGCAAUUGCAAAUCUCCCUUGACAAGCUACCAAUCAAGCGCUUGGAUUCCAUUGAAGAAAAUGGAAUUGAACGAUUCCCACCAGAUGUGGAUUACGAUGAGAAGCGGCUCUCCCUAAUUAGGCGAAUUGACUUCGCUUGGGCUGUUGAGAAGGAUGAGGAGAAGAAGAAGAAGCAGAAGAGCUCAAAGGAGACCUCAACGCCAUGGCAAUGGCAGGGCAUGGUAGAAAAUUUGCAGUUGGCUCAUCAGGAGCUCUCUGUCAUCAUAGAUCUCAUUAACACUGUUGAAGCAAAUGAUGCAGUAACAGUGGCUAGCAUGACAAGACCAAAACUAUUACCAAAUGAAGCUUUGUCUGACCUGGCUGUAUCUGCAGCCACCAAGCUGCAAUGUUACCGCCAUGUUGGGAAAUAUUUCAAGCAAUCUGCCAAGGCUUUUGAACAACAGGUUGCUCGGGAAGCUAGGUUUUAUGGUGCCCUUAUCAGGUUGCAGCAAAAUUGGAAGGUUAAACGGCAACGUCAGGCAGCUAUUGUUCCAGGGAAUGAAGGCUUCACCUUUGAUCUCUUUGAUAACUCAUAUGACCAAGCAGCUAUUAUUCGCUCAUUGUCUAUGUCCACUGUUCGAGUUAAUCAUGAUGCAGCUGGAAAUCUGGCAAUAAAUGUGUCUCCGGAUUUAUGCCAUUCUCUCCAAUUUGGUUUCGUUGGUGCACAAUCAGAUGAUACAAGGAGGAAAUCCAAUCAAAACAAAUCCCACUUUUCAGGUGAGCUUAAUUUGGGAAAAACAGGUGAAGAGUCCUUAAGUGAUGAAGAGUGUGUUAAGAAAACACAUUCACUCCUUCGUGAAGUACAUGAAGCAAUUUUCAAUGAACAGGUGUUUGAUCUGGUGAAUCGAGAAGCAUUUAACACAGUUGCAGGUGUCAGUGUGACUGGAAUACGGGAAAAUUAUUUACAAUUAAGCUUAGGUCAAGAAACCUCUGUGUACUUAACACUAGUGUCCAAUAGUCAAGAUCAUUCUACAGUUGAAGGUGAACUCACCGAUAACGCAGAAAAUGCAAUUUUACCUCUGGAAUCAUCUGAUGGAAUGAAGCGUGAAGCCAAACAGAACACCUCUAACAAAGGGCAGUUUUCUAAUUCCAUCUGCUAUGAGAUUUAUAUUCAACAGAUUUUUCAUGAAUAUAUAUUUGGAAAAGGUGGUGAUAAACCAAGUUCCUCUGGAAAUCGUUUGUCUGGCAUACAGGCAAAGGAUGGAUCCAGUCUUCUUGGUCAUUUUUUUAAAUCUUUAGCUCACAGGAUAUUUUCAACUAAAGUUCUUGCAGAGCUGGAAAACGUGGUAUGCAAGGUCCCGUAUAUACAGCUAAUUUCUAAUCCCACAUGGCAUUCUCGGGCUUCGUCAUGGACACUCUACAUGGAGGUUCCUCAAUCUAUUCUUCGUGGUAGCCAAACCAAAACAUCAGAUUAUUAUGAGAAAAAUGCUGUCAAGCGUCAGUUUUGGACUAAGGUGGUGGUAAAUGAUGAUUGCAUCAACGUUAAAGCUGAAGGUUCUCCAAAUGUCGCUGGCCUGUUCAAGGGAAAGAUUGAGGAAACCCAUUCAAUAAACAAAUAUAACUGCAACUUAGCUGAUCUUCCUGUGAUUAUUCUGCAGCAGGUUGCGAGCCAAAUUAUUAAUUGGCUCUAUCAGGAAGCUAUGAUGGUUGGGAUAAAAGCAAAUCGAGACUUCUUAUGCCUAUCUUUGGAGCUGGAGCAGGGUGAAACACUUGGCCUGGUUGCAAGUGUUGAUCCAGAAGAUAGUGAAGGGUGUAUAUCUUGGUGGUUGGUCAUGGAGGACAGUUUUGCAGAGGAGCAAAAGCUUCAUAUGAGCAUCACGGAUGGUGCAUCCGAAUAUAGGAAAUUCCUAGGUCACUUGUCUCUUGAUUUGUUAUACGCAACACUGAUCGACUUGGUUAGCUUGUGCAGUGGUGGAGGCAGCCAAUGAAGUUGUUUGAAUGUUUUUCUUGCACUUUGUAAAGUGAAGAUCUAGGAGGUCUCUUGUGCAACGAUUGUAUUGUAUAUCUGUGCCAUUUUAUAUAAUUUAUGUACACUACCUCUCAACUGUUUUCUGUCUAUUUAGGAGAGAAAUAAGGGGAUGUUUUUUUAUUAAA